UCCAAAACCAAGACUUGGCAGCAGCAGGUGUGAGAAGGGUUCGGCGAAACCGACUAAAUAAACACGUCGCUCGGGAGAUUUCAGUCAUUUUCAUUACACCCAUGGGCAGUGGGAUUGUGGUGCAAUUGGCUCGAAAGUACGGCGCAGUGAUAUUCUUUCCCACUGUUGCAGUCGGCUCGAUAUACGCAGAUUGGUCGCACACCCGCGAGUGGAAACGCCAGCAGCUCCAGUUGGCACACAGCGCCCAGUUGAGGGAUCAGCAAUAG
Molecule: messenger RNA, 266 nt
Organism: Drosophila takahashii
Lineage: Eukaryota; Metazoa; Arthropoda; Insecta; Diptera; Drosophilidae
Source: RefSeq, a predicted model, not a curated record